Messenger RNA from Epinephelus moara (kelp grouper), 3051 nucleotides. Its product is annotated as carcinoembryonic antigen-related cell adhesion molecule 5-like. NCBI's taxonomy places the organism in Eukaryota, Metazoa, Chordata, Actinopteri, Perciformes, Serranidae. The record is from RefSeq and is a predicted model, not a curated record. The transcript has 9 exons. Bases 671 to 2326 code for a protein of 551 amino acids.
GAUUCAUUGUCUGUACCAAAAUUUAUGGCAAGGGUUGAUGAGAUAUUUCACUAAAAAUCAAAAAUGUUUGCCUUACAGUGGCGCUACAAGGAAAGGGAUCACCAGAGUCAGACGUUUUUAUUCUCUUAGUGCCAUUAACGUCUGGAGAAAAAUGUACACUUUCAAUUUCAAAGCAACCAUUACACUGUUGUUGAGAUAUUCAAGUCUGGACCAAAAUGGUGGACCAACCAAUAAACAGAAUGAUACUGCCAGAGCUUGUAGUAUAACAAUAAAACUACUGUCACACACAGUGUGUAACACCUGCAGUACAGGCUACUGUGUUAAUUCAUGAAUAAAUCCCUGAAUGUUUAGUCAUGUCAAACUGUGAUGAUUGAUGUUAUUUGGACAUAAUAAAAAUAGAACUCCUUUUUAAUUAGUUUUAAAAGAUUCUGAGUGCUUGAUGAUCCAAAGUUGCUCGUUGUGUUCGUAGUUAAUGAUUGAGGAUGCAAAACAGGGCUUUGAGUGAGCCUUUCAGGGGUAUGAUGAUGGAAAAAACCUGCACGGCACAGUACUUCCUUGUACUGGCUUGAUAAAUCGAAAUCAACACAUAUUCCUCUGACAUAAGCAAAGGCAAAGUGAAGGAGUGUGAGCCCUCUUUUCUCCCAUCACAUCUGAUGAGACUGCAGAAGGAAUGGAAACAACUGUGAUACACUUCAUCAUCCUGGGAGCCAUCGCAGGUUUAACCAAAGGAGUUGGUGUGUUGCCUGAUGUUCUGAAUGCAGCUGUGGGAGAGACGGUGAUGUUCACCACAACACUGACUCCACCAGAGAAACCAUUCCUAUCAGUGGGCUGGACAUUUGAUGGAAAAAAUAUAAUCACUUUCAAUGAUAAAAACUUCACUGCACCAGAGUAUGAAGGCAGGAUCACCCUCUUCAUGUCUACUGCAUCUUUGGAGCUCAGAAAUGUGGCUCUAAAUGACAGUGGGGUAUACAGAGUUAGCAUUUUUUCAUCUGGAGAGCAACAGAAGACAGGUGAAACAAGACUGUACGUAGAUGUGCCAGUUUCCAAUGUAAUAGCAACAGCCAGCAGCACAGACUUGGUGGAGUUCAACAGCUCUGUCCGUUUGUCCUGCUCCUCCUCUGGAACCUCUCUGUCUUUCCUCUGGCUGAACGGCAACUCUGAGGUUACAGCCAGUGACAGAGUUCAGCUCACUGAUGGAGGCACCAACCUCACUAUAGCUAACGUGACCCGCUACGACCAGGGACCAUUUAAGUGUCAUGUGUCCAAUCCUGUCAGUGAUGGCACCAGUGAUCCAAUAACCUUCAGCAUCAGCUACGGCCCAGACAAUGUUAAUUUGACAAUAUCUCCGUCAAAAGAAUACCAUGCAGAAGGGUCAAACAUCGACCUGAUGUGCUCAGCUGACUCCAAACCUGCUGCCCAAUUUAAGUGGCUUCUGAAUGGAGUCCUGCUGUCUGAUACUGGACCAGAGCUCAGAGUGAUGAACAUUCAGAUGAGUCACAGUGGGAACUACAGCUGUCAGGCCUUUAACAGCAAAACUCUGAGAUAUGAAUCAGCUCCACCUGCCACCAUCUCUGUACUAAAGAUAAUAUCAGGUGCUUCAGUUAAGCCGUCAACAAACGUGCCGAUUGAAGGAAACUCAGUCAACUUAACCUGUGACACUGCUGGCUCUGUCUUUACCAGAAAGUGGAGGAAGGGUGGCUCAGAUCUGAGCGUGUCUGAGAACAUAAUACUUUACGAUGAGAACAGAGUGCUGUCUUUUAAGAGUCUGAACAAAAAAGACAGUGGAGAAUAUUCCUGUACAGUCAGCAACCCCCUCAGCAGCGAUGAAGCUAAAUACUCCAUGGAGGUCAACUAUGGACCAGAAAAUGUUCAAAUCACAGGUCCAAGUGAAAUAAAUCCGAAUGAGAACUUGACUUUAACCUGCUCUGCUGAGUCCAGACCACUUGCCACUUACACCUGGAUACUGAAUGGGAUAAAAAUACACAAUUCUGCUGUGUUCACAAGAGACAACAUUCAACCCUCUGACAGUGGCAUCUACACCUGCGAAGCGAUGAAUGACGUAACUGGAAGAAAACUGUCUGCAGUCCAUGAAUUGUCUGUAACAGAUGGGACGUCUGGAGGUCUUUCACCUGGCGCCAUCGCUGGAAUAGUUAUCUCAGUUUUAGUGGUUGUUUCUGCAGCAGCUGUUGGAGGGUACUUUAUUUAUAAAAAUGAAAUCAAAAACAAAGCUCCGCCACCUUCUGAUAAUAAAGACAAAGAAGAACAGGUGUAUGAGAACACUUCAGCGGUGUAUGAGAACACUUCAAUGGUGUAUGAGAACAUAUAAACUCAGUAAUCUUUCCCUUUAAAGGUGAGUUUCAAACUAAUUGAUUUAGGUAAAAGGGAUCAGAAAAUGAGCAAACAGAAACAUCAUAACCAGCCUAAGGAAAAGAAUAUGCUAAUGUAUGUCAAUGUUAUUCUUUUUAUUGUAAUGAAUGUAUUUUUUUUUUCUAUCGGGAAACAUUUGUCAUUUACUCAUCCAUUACAGAGAAAGAUUUCAUUUCAUUUCUGUCAAAUGCAAUUCCGAUUUACUCUGCUUUUAGCAGGUAGCUUACAGUAGGUUUAUCAGAGCUGUAUUGCUAAAAAUUUCUAUUGGAAAUUGAGUUUAUGAGAUUGAAAAGGCUAAAAUAGAAUCACAAGCUUGACAGGGCUGCAAAGUUAAGUUGUAAUUCUCUGAAGGUUUUACGCUAUGGGCCCUUUUACAUUUAAUGUGUUGUUAAAAUGAAAAUGUUUUACUUAUAAAUAGCUAUGCUGGCUCUUAUGCACAUAGCCCAGGGGCGUAAAUAUAGACAGUGUAGGCAGUGCGGUUGCACUGGGGCCCAUGAGGUCGGGGGGCCAACAGAGAAACUGGGUAGAGAAUGGGCUCUUGGAAAUAUUAAGAAAUGUAUUAUUUUUGUUUUUUUGUAAAAUAGUCAAUAGCAUCUAUGACAAGAUUAUAGGCUUAUUCCAACUAAACUAUAAUAAACUAUUAAAACUGUUAAAGGGAUAGUUUGACAUUUUGGCAAAUUCGCC